UGCCCGACGAAGGAGUCGGAGACAAACAUGGCGGCCAAGGCGCUACGGCAGCGAACACGUAGAGGAAGCAGGCAAGACGCCAACACCGUGAACGCACAGGCGGAUGCUCGGCCACAGAAAGAGGAGAAAGGGGUCGACGAUGGCAAAGUCGCAGAAGCUCGACAAGAACCAGUCAGCAGAGGAGGGCAGGUUUGGGCUCCUGAAGGUUCAACUGCGUUCAAGUGUCUCCUCUCAGCCCGCUUCUGUGCCGCUUUGCUCAGCAACAUCUCAGAUUGUGACGAAGCCUUCAACUACUGGGAGCCUAUGCACUACCUGCUUUAUGGUACGGGAAUGCAAACGUGGGAGUAUUCACCGCUGUACGCCAUCAGGUCCUACGCAUACUUAUGGCUUCAUGCUCUUCCAGCUUGCUUGCACGCCCAUGUGCUGCAGACAAACAAGGUUUUGGUGUUUUACUUUGUCCGAUGUGUCUUAGCGUUCUGCUGCUGUGUCUGUGAGCUGUAUUUUUACAAGGCGGUUUGUAAGAAGUUCGGCCUUCACGUGGGCCGCCUCAUGUUGGCUUUUCUGGUCCUGAGCACCGGAAUGUUUUGCUCAUCUGCAGCAUUCCUGCCUUCUUCCUUCUGUAUGUACACAACGCUUGUGGCCAUGACCGGAUGGUUUCAAGACUCCACCCCUUUGGCCAUAUUAGGCGUGGCUGCUGGCGCCAUUGUUGGAUGGCCUUUCUCUGCUCUGAUCGGCAUCCCGAUUGCCUUCGAUUUGCUGGUGAUCAGGCGGCAGUGGAAGAGUUUCAUCAUCUGGGUGGUCAUUGCUCUGGUGUUGUUUUUGGUUCCACUUGUGGUGGUGGAUUCAUUAUUUUAUGGCAAACUGGUUGUCGCCCCACUGAACAUUCUACUAUACAAUGUCUUCACACCUCACGGGCCUGAUCUUUAUGGUACUGAGCCGUGGCCUUUCUACUUUAUAAACGGCGUCCUGAACUUCAACCUGGUGUUUGUCCUGGCCCUGUUUUCUCUGCCACUCACUGCACUCAUGGAGACACUGUUGCACAGGUUCAAUGUGCAGAACCUUGGCCGUCCGUACUGGCUGACCCUGUCCCCCAUGUAUCUGUGGAUGCUGGUCUUCUUCACCAGACCUCACAAGGAAGAACGUUUUCUCUUCCCCAUCUACCCGCUCAUCUGCCUGUGUGGGGCGGUCGCUCUCUCCUCUCUUCAGAAAUGCUACCACUUCCUCUUCCAGCGCUACAGGCUGGAGCACUACACCGUCUCCUCGAACUGGUUGGCUCUCAGCGCUGUGGUGCUCUUCUCUGUGCUGUCGCUGUCUCGCUCAGUUGCCCUCUUCAGAGGUUACCACGCCCCUCUGGACCUGUACCCCGAGUUCCACCGCAUUGCCAAGGAUCCGUCUCUGCACUCAGUCCCUGAGGGUCGGCCCGUCACUGUAUGUCUGGGAAAGGAGUGGUACCGCUUUCCAAGCAGCUUCCUGUUACCUCACAACUGGCAGCUGCACUUCAUUCAAUCGGAGUUCAAAGGUCAGCUGCCGCAGCCGUAUGCCUCGGGUCCUCUGGCCACACAGAUCAUUCCAGCACAUAUGAACGACCAAAAUCUGGAGGAACCCAGCAGAUAUGUGGACUUACGGCAGUGCCACUACCUGGUCGACCUGGACACGGAGGAGGAGACGCCGCUAGAGCCCCGUUAUUCUGCGAACAAAGAAGAGUGGAACGUCAUCGCUUUCAAGCCUUUUCUUCAAGCGUCAAGGUCGUCGCCUCUCUUCAGAGCCUUUUACAUUCCUUUCAUAUCGGAACAUCACACCGUUUACAAGCGCUACGUGAUCUUGAAACCACGGCGGCAAAAGACUCGUAACCGGACUCAUGGCUGACUUCGUGUCUAAGCACUAGUCAAUCAUCUACCAUCAGAUCAGCUUGGAAGCUAUUAUUGUAAAUAUGUGUGUGUGAUGUGUGUGCUUGAGUGGUGCGUGGUGUGUCCAUCGAACCGUCCGGCCCUUUAAGAACUUCAUGUGUGAGUGUGUGUGUUUCCUAAAACUAGUUUGCUAGUUUCUGUCCGUCUCUAUGUGGAACUCUCACAGGUGUGUGACGCACACAUGUGAACCAAAGCCUUUGGUGUCAUUGUGGUACGAUUGUGCGUCUGUUUACAUGCGUAUCGUUGCAUGUGCGUUUGGUGUGUGGCUACAGUUGUUAAUUUAAAUG
Messenger RNA from Synchiropus splendidus (mandarinfish), 2194 nucleotides. It is a transcript of the gene alg9, whose product is annotated as ALG9 alpha-1,2-mannosyltransferase. The record is from RefSeq and is a predicted model, not a curated record. Gene Ontology annotation, molecular function: alpha-1,2-mannosyltransferase activity. Lineage: Eukaryota; Metazoa; Chordata; Actinopteri; Syngnathiformes; Callionymidae. Gene Ontology annotation, cellular component: endoplasmic reticulum membrane. The coding region runs from base 28 to 1866 and encodes 612 amino acids. The transcript has 15 exons. Gene Ontology annotation, biological process: protein N-linked glycosylation.